GGUUACUACAUAGUUUUGAUGUCUUCAAUCCUACAAUGUAGAAAAUUGUAAAAAAAAAAAUAAAGAAAAACCUUUGAAUUAGUAGGCGUGUCAACUGGUACUGUGCAUGCACAGUGAGAUAUACAAACCGCGUGCGCACACAGUUCCAAAGCUCACUGGCACUCCUGUUCUCCAGUGAACUAAAGCUGUUUUCUCCGCUGGGAAGUGGAAUCGGAACUUCAUCGUAUGAGCCACGAACUCACGGAGAAACAAUCAAACUAUUGUUGUAACUCCAGCACGACAGCUCCACUCUUUAUAUCCUACACCAUCUGCGGAUAAAUCAAGACCAUAAUAGAACUUUAACGCUUGAUAAAGACGAGGCUUACUGACAGGAUGACAGAAGUGAUAAACACCUGUGAUUCGACGGUGGGAGACUUCAGCAUCGGAGGCACCUCAGGAGAAGAGGGUAUAUCCUUCCAGAUCUUUCCGGACUCCCACGAACGGUUCCCCAAGCUGUCCAAACGGCUUCCCUCCAUCGUGGUGGAGCCCACUGAGAGCGGGGAAGUGGAGAGUGGCGAGCUCCGUUGGCCCCCCGAUGACCUUAGUUACCCUGAUGAAGACCCCGGAGAGGCCCAGGCGGCAGGAGAGGAUAAUCCAGCAGCGGUACAGCAAUGAUGGGAGGAGUUUAAAACGGACUCUCACAGUGCUGGCACCGUUCCAGCCACACACUGUGAGUGUCUCCAUGAUGGACAGAAGCAAGGAGGAGGGUGUUCAGGCUAAGCCCGUAAUCAACUAGAAGCGCCAACCUGUUGGUAGACCUCCACAACACUUGGUGGGGCUGAGCCCUGUCUUAAAUUGCUCAUUGGUGCCAAACACCAGUGAGUAGCUUGUUACUGUAGAUUCAUUUGUUGCUUGUUUUACUUUUUUAGGGUUCACAAACAACAUGUUUAUGUGCACCCCAUUCAGAGUUUGUUUAGCUGUGAUCUUUAGAUACAGUAUACAAAAUAAAGAUAUGAACAGUUCUAUAUAUAUAAUUUUAUGUAUCUGGCUGCCUUAGACCAAAGUCUAUAUGUACUGUAGAUCAGGGGUUGGAACUGGUCAGAACAGACAAUUGGAAAAUAACAUCAUUUUUCAAGGAACAGAAACAACCAGGAACAAAAGUGAUCUCUAGUGUCCUGGAACAGAACCAUUAUUUUCAAAUCUUGAGAACCGGUAAAUAAUCAUAUUUUUUAUUACAAAAAUGUUUAUGUCGAGCAUAUACGUUACCGGUAAAAAGUUUUAGAACACCUACUCAUUCAAGGGUUUUUCCAUGGUUUUUAAAACAAUUUUCUACAUUGUAGAAUAAUAGUUUAGACAUCAAAACUAUGAAAUAACACAUAUGGAAUCAUAUAGUAACCAAAAAAUUGUUUAACAAAUCAAAAUGUAUUUUAUAUUUGAGAUUCUUCAAAUAGCCAUCCUUUCCCUUGAUGACAGCUUUGCACACUCUUGGCAUUCUCUCAACCAGCUUCAUGAGGUAGUCACCUGGAAUGCAUUUCAAUCAACAGGUGUGCCUUCUUAAAAGUUCAUUUGUGUUAUUUCUUUCCUUCUUAAUGUGUUUGAGCCAAUCAGUUGUGUUGUGACAAGGUAGGGGGAGGGGGGGUAUACAGAAGAUAGCCCUAUUUGGUAAAAGACCAAGUCCAUACUAUGGCAAGAACAGCUCAAAUAAGUAGAGAAAUGACAGUCCAUCAUUACUUCAAUACAUGAAGGUCAGUCAAUGUCACGACUUUGAAGUUGGCCCUUCUCAUUGUUCGGGUGGUGUUCGGCGGUGACGUCACCGGCUUUCUAGUCACUACCGAUCCAUUUUUCUGUUUUGUUUGAUUACACACACACCUGUUUUACAUUCCAUAUUUAACCAUCUGACAUACAUUUCUGUUCUGUCUGUGAUUGUUCAUGUCGUUAGUGGUUGUGUUUGUGUUAGAGUUGUGUUGGGUGUUCCUAUGUGGAAUUUUACUUUAUUCUUUGAGUAAACUCAGUUGGAUUACUCUAUACUUGUGUCCUGCGCCUGACUCCGCUUUCACUCUGCACCCAAUCGCUGACAGUCAAUAUGAAACAUUUCAAGAACUUUGAAAGUUUCUUCAAGUGCAGUCGCAAAAACCAUCAAGUGCUAUGAUGAAACUGGCUCUCAUGAGGACCGCCACAGGAAUGGAAACCCCUGAGUUACCUCUGAUGCAGAGGACAAGUUCAUUAGUUACCAGCCUCAGCCCAAAUAAAUGCUUCACGGAGUUCAAGUAACAGACACAUCUCAACAUCAACUGUUCAGAGGAAACCGUGUGAAUCAUUGUCAAAUUUCUGCAAAGAACUAAUACUAAAGGACACCAAUAAGAAGAAGAUACAUGCUUGGGCCAAGAAACACAAACAAAGGACAUUAGACUGGUGGAAAUGUGUCUUUUGAUCUGGAGUCCAAAUUGGAGAUUUUUGGUUACAUCUGCCGUGUCUUUGUGAGAUGUGGUACUAUAAUUUGUUUUUCAACAAGACGAUGACCCAACACACCUCCAGGCUGUGCAAGGGCUAUUUUACCAAGAAGGAGAGUGAUGGAGUGCUGCAUCAGAUGACCUGGCAUCCACAAUCCUCUGACCUCAGCCAAAUUGAGAUGGUUUGGGAUGAGUCGGACCGCAGAGGGAAGGAAAAGCCACCAACAAGUGCUCAGCAUGUGUGGGAACUCCUUCAAGACUGUUGGAAAAGCAUUCCAGGUGAAGCUGGUUGAGAGAAUGCCAACAGAGUGCAAAGCUGUCAUCAGGGUGGCUAUUUGAAGGAUCUCAAAUAUAAAAUAUAUUUCAUAUAUUCUUCUUUGGUUACUACAUGAUUCCUUAUGUGUUAUUUUAUAGUUUUGAAGUCUUCAUUAUUAUUCUACAAUGUAUAGAAUAGUCCAAAUAAAGAAACUCUGAAUGAGUAGGUGUUCUAAAACUGUUGACCGGUAGUGUAAUUCAGUGAACCUAUGAUGCUACUGUAGUAAUAGCCGAAACACACUCCAAUUAACAUUAUGUCACAAGGUUUAGCGCUUCACACCCUCCAUGUCCACCGCUCUCUCCCCACCUGUGACAUCUCAGACACAACAUCUCUGAUCAAUUAAACAUAUAAACAAGUAGCUUACCCAUUCCAAGGCAAGCUGCUCUAUCCGUGCUGAUUGGCGGGGUAAAAUAAUGAGCUAAAUGUAAAAACUAUGUUGAUUUCACAGGUUCAAAAAAAUUGUACGAAAGGGAAUUAUAUGAACCGUUACUUUUCGGGGAUUCUUACCAAUUCAGAACCUUAUAAUGCUGGUUAGAACACUGGAAUGGAACAAGAAAAUAUGGUUUCUGUUCAGAACAAUUGGAAAAUAAUUUUGGUUCUAACCCCUGUUGAAGAUAAACAGUUUUAUACAGUGAGUUUGGGAGAGGAGAAUUCAUCAUGAGGAACAUGGCAAUCUUACAUUAAACUGUAUAGCUGUCAAUUACGGCUUCUGCUCAUAUGCAUGUUAUUAUCUAUAAGCACUUAUUACAAUGUUUUUUUCUUCUUUCAAACCAUAGGCUUUGAAGCAUCAUCGUAGUUAAUAUUUUACAUAGUCCUUGAUUGAAAAGACAUGUUAACUGAAAAAACACAACUUUCAGGUUUUUCUAAUUUGUCUUUCAUCUAUUGCCCAAUUUCAAUUCAUGUCUGGGUUUGUUUUUAUUCAUUAAACUUCUGAUAGUUUGGAGUCUCUGAUACUAUAGUUAAAUUAAAAAGUCACACACCCUUCUACAAACAUGUCUUGCUUACAUGCUGACUAGAACGGACACGUCGCGUGCACGAGCGUCGCAAGAUAAAUGAUGAAAUCCAUGUUAUUCAAUUAUUGCGCGCCAAGGAGUGUCUGCAUUGCCAAGGGUUAAAUUAGAAGUCAGUUUAUUAUUAUUAUUAUUUAUCCUAUUUCUGACGCAGAUCGCGCUGCAAGUCCUGCCUCUCCCAUCUCCUCGUUGGUUUAUAGAAGCAGGUACCCACGUGCCUUCUCCUCAUUGGUUAUACCCACGUGGGUGAUUGAAAGACUAACUGUUUUGCCGGUUGUCAUGGUAAUACUAUGAAAGUGUAGAUGAAUCACCAUAUAAGUUCCAAGAUGAAAAAGCCUGGAAGGAGGAGAGUUGACUAGAAACGAUUCGGUUGGCCGUUUUAUGUGUGGAUUAAUUGUCGUAGUAGAGGACCUUGUGCAUUUCAGGUAAAAAAACAACUCAAUGUUUAUAUCCCAGGACAAAUUAGCUAGCAAGUGCAAGCUAACUAGCUAAAUUGCCAUAAAUGCUUAAUGCUUUUCGACCUCUCCCCAAAUUAAUGUCAUUGGUUCAGAGUUUGUUUUGAUAUUUUAACCUGCAUGUCGUGAUCGCGUUUGCACGAUAGCGCACGAGCACAACCAGUUUGGGUUUCAUGGUACGUCCUUUUGAAUAUAAUUAAUAUACAGUUGUCGGAAGUAUACAUACACCUUAGCCAAAUACAUUUAAACUCAGUUUUUUUUUUUUUUUUUACAAUUCCUGACAUUUACUCCGAGUAAAGAUUCCCUGUCUUAGGUCAGUUAGGAUCGCCACUUUAUUUUAAGAAUGUGAAAUGUCAGAGUAAUGGUAGAGUGAUUUAUUUCAGCUUUUAUUUCUUUCAUCGCAUUCCCUGUGGGUCAGAAGUAUACUGUACAUACAAUCAAUUAAUAUUUGGAAGCAUUGCCUUUAAAUUGUUAAACUUGGGUCAAACAUUUUGGGUAGCCUUCCACAAGCUUCCCACAAUACGUUGGGUGAAUUUUGGCCAAUUCCUCCUGACAGAGCUGGUGUAACUGAGUCAGGUUUGUAGGCAUCCUUGUUCGGCACACAAUUUUUCAGUUCUGCCCACAAAUGUUUCUAUAGGAUUGAGGUCAGGGCUUUGUGAUGGCCACGCCAGUACCUUGACUUUGUUGUCCUUAAGCCAUUUUGCCACAACUUUGGAAGUAUGCUUAGGGUCAUUGUCCAUUUGGAAGACCCAUUUGCAACCAAGCUUCCUGACUGAGGUCUUGAUGUUGCUUCAAUAUAUCCACAAUAUAUCCAUCUAUUUAGUGAAGUGCAUCAGUCCCUCCUGCAGCAAAACACCCCACAACAUGAUGCUGCCAACCCGCGCUUUACGGUUGGGAUGGUGUUCUUUGGCUUGCAAGCCUCCCCCUUUUCCUCCAAACAUAACGAUGGUCAUUAUGGCCAAACAGUUCCAUUUUUGUUUCAUCAGACCAGAGGACAUUUCUCCAAAAAAUACAAUCUUUGUCCCCAUGUGCAGUUGCAAACCGUAGUCUGGCUUUUUUAUGGCGGUUUUGGAGCAGUGGCUUCUUCCUGCUGAGCGGCCUUUCAGGUUAUGUCGAUAUAGGACUUGUUUUACUGUGGAUAUAGAUACUUGUACCUGUUUCCUCCAGCAUCUUCACAAGGUCCUUUGCUGUUGUCCUUUGCUGUUGUUUUGACAUUGAUUUGCACUUUUCGCACAAAAGUAUGUUCAUCUCUAGGAGACAGAACGUGUCUCCUUCCUGAGCGGUAUGACGGCUGCGUGGGCACAUGGUGUUUAUACUUGCGUACUAUUGUUUGUACAGAUGAACGUGGUACCUUCAGGCAUUAGGAAAUUGCUCCAAAGAAUGAACCAGACUUGUGGUCUUAUCUGGGUUCUUAUGUCUCCAAAUAUCUAGAACACCUAACCUUAGACAUAUAUGCCUUAUCUCAUAAACAUAAUUGCUAUCCUUAGGAGGCCAUCUAUCUAGAUCAUCAUGUAAUACUGUAUUAAAAUCUCCACCGCAUAUUACUUUGGCCAAUGGAAAUGUAUACAUAAUUGUACUUAUUUUCCUUUCAAUGUCUCAAUAAAAUACAGCUUUAUGACUUGUUA
Molecule: messenger RNA, 5835 nt
Organism: Oncorhynchus masou masou (cherry salmon)
Lineage: Eukaryota; Metazoa; Chordata; Actinopteri; Salmoniformes; Salmonidae
Exons: 4
Coding region: 373-654 (93 amino acids)
Source: RefSeq, a predicted model, not a curated record